UUUGGCUCUUUCUCCACUAGCAAGCAACCUUACAAUGUACCCCAAUUGCUCUUCAAUGUAAUUUUUAAAAAGGAUUUAUCAAAUGCUACACUUAUGUAAUCAAAACACAUGGCUCAUUUGGGAUUUUAACUACCAAGCUGCCAUCUCGGAGUAGACUUAUAACGCUUUAUUGUGACUAUAUUUUAGAAAAUAGCGGUGGAGGAGGAGAUUCCAUAUAAGGAGCACAGCAGAGAAGGCACCCCUUGUGUAAUCUGGGCAUUUAAACUGAAGAGGGAUACUGUCAUAUCUGAAUGACGUUCGGGCACAUGGUUGUGAAACUGGUAGACUGUGCCCUUUCAAAACARAUUUGUUGUGAAAACAGACUUACUACUGUGGCCUGUGUCCUGUUUGCUGACCUCAUGGUGUAACCAGGUAUAAAGAUGAGCAUAAGCAGUGAUGAGGUCAACUUCCUGGUGUACAGAUACCUACAGGAGUCAGGGUUUUCCCACUCAGCCUUCACGUUUGGCAUAGAGAGCCACAUCAGUCAGUCUAACAUCAAUGGAGCCCUGGUGCCCCCUGCUGCCCUCAUCUCCAUCAUACAGAAGGGCCUGCAGUACGUGGAGGCUGAAGUCAGCAUUAAUGAGGACGGUACACUGUUUGACGGGCGGCCGAUUGAGUCCCUGUCGCUCAUCGACGCGGUAAUGCCGGACGUGGUGCAGACGCGGCAGCAGGCCUACCGAGACAAGCUGGCCCAGCAGCAGGCGGCCCAGGCCCCCCCAGCCAAUGCCACCAACAUGACAGCCAACGCCAAGAACGGAGAGAACACGGCCAAUGGCGAGGAGAACGGAGCGCACGCCUUAGCUAAUCAUGCACAUGCUGAUGAGGUGCUCUCUGUGUGCCAUACAGACAACCAUGCAGACUUGAUGGAGGUAGACGGCGAUAUGGAGAUUCCCCAGAACAAAGCCAUGGUGCUCCGAGGCCACGAGUCAGAGGUGUUCAUCUGCGCUUGGAACCCUGUCUCCGACCUGCUCGCCUCAGGGUCUGGGGACUCAACGGCGCGGAUCUGGAACCUGAGUGAGAACAGCACCAGCAGCUCCACGCAGCUUGUUCUGAGGCACUGCAUACGGGAGGGAGGCCAGGAUGUCCCCAGCAACAAAGACGUCACAUCAUUAGACUGGAAUAGUGAGGGUACUUUACUAGCAACCGGCUCAUAUGAUGGAUUUGCCAGGAUCUGGACAAAGGAUGGUAAUCUUGCCAGUACCCUGGGUCAACACAAAGGUCCCAUUUUUGCAUUGAAAUGGAACAAGAAAGGAAACUUCAUUCUUAGUGCCGGAGUAGAUAAGACUACAAUCAUAUGGGAUGCUCACACAGGAGAAGCCAAGCAGCAGUUCCCGUUCCAUUCAGCGCCUGCUCUGGAUGUGGACUGGCAGAGCAACAACACGUUUGCCUCCUGCAGUACAGACAUGUGCAUCCAUGUGUGUAAACUUGGCCAGGACAGGCCCAUCAAAACAUUCCAAGGACACACAAAUGAAGUAAAUGCAAUCAAAUGGGAUCCAACCGGUAACCUGCUGGCCUCUUGCUCAGACGACAUGACGCUGAAGAUCUGGAGUAUGAAACAGGAUACAUGUGUUCAUGACCUGCAAGCUCACAGCAAAGAGAUCUACACCAUCAAAUGGAGCCCCACUGGUCCUGGAACCAACAACCCCAAUGCCAAUCUCAUGCUUGCCAGUGCGUCCUUUGAUUCGACGGUGCGGCUGUGGGAUGUGGACCGAGGCAUCUGCAUUCACACGCUAACCAAACACCAGGAGCCUGUCUACAGUGUGGCCUUCAGCCCAGACGGCAGGCAUCUGGCCAGCGGCUCCUUCGACAAGUGUGUUCACAUCUGGAACACGCAGACUGGUGCUUUAGUCCAUAGUUACAGGGGGACAGGAGGAAUCUUUGAAGUUUGCUGGAAUGCAGCAGGUGACAAAGUGGGAGCAAGUGCAUCAGAUGGAUCUGUUUGUGUAUUAGAUCUGCGGAAGUAACACUCCUUGUUGGAYGCCAUGGACCGACAAUGAAUGUGUACAUAGCCAAAAUAACUGUCCCUGCCCCAUGUACUGCUAGUCCCUCUGAACCAUGGCCGGCCACUACAGACCAGAAACAAGCACCCCAACCUCUACACAACAGAUUCAGGAGCAAGGACACAAUCUGUGCAGCAAAUCCUUCCAGAGACAUUAAAGGGACACAGACAAAAACACAAAAAAAACAGAUCCGUAUAUGUACCAAAAUUUCAAAGCUAUUUUGCUUUUUGAUCUUUAAACCAUCGUCAUCAAGACAAAAAAAACAUUUUAAACUUUGUUGGUAGUUCAGUCUCUGUGUACAGACAUAUCGGCUUUCCCGUCCUGCAGCAGGCAGUUAGGUUUUAAAAAAUUAUUCCAAUGUUUAAGUUAAUAUUUUUGGGGGUCACAGCUGCAUGAAGUAGAGGAGUCCUCUUUUUAUACACACUCACAAAACAGUUCUUUAAAAAAAUAGUCUUUGGUAGUGUGCGCUUUGUGGUUCAAAACAAUAUGGGGACUUUUUUUCAAUUGUAGUUUUUACUGUUGACAUCGGUCGUACUGUUGACAUCUAAAUGCAGUAGUUUUAUUUCUUUCCUCUACAGGAGACAUUGAUUCUCCUGACUUAAUAUUAUUACAAAUUAACAUUGGGUGCACAUGAAAGAAGAGGCAUUGUACAGCUGGAUGCUUUAAAACCAUUUUUAUGGUUGGUUUGUGCACCAUUGAUGGCGCUAGAAAAACGUUCCAUGAUUACCCCUGGACAAAGCUGUACUGCUGUAGUUAUCAUGUGGAAACAUCCAGUAUUGGAUCGCUUAAAGAAGAGAAGCAGACGAGUCAGUACCCAAUGACUGUUCCCUCCAGUGUGAAUGAUUGGAACUGUGAUGUCCACUAGACCUUUCACCAGAGUGCUUCCAAUGGGCAAACUGAGGCCCCUUUUACAACAUAUAGCAAAAAGGGAAGACUUGCUUUAAGUUUUGUAUUCUUCUAAUGAAAACUUAGCUGAUAAUGUGAUUCUCUCAGAUGUUUUUCCAGAUACAUUUCAUAUUGCUGAUGUAUCACCUGUCACAACAAAACUUCCAUUAAGCUUUUACUCAAAGUGGUUUACAUGUUGAUUAGGCAAAGUUUUCACUCAAGUCCCAUAGACGAUUUCCCAAACUAGAUAUUGACUGAGGUUAUUUGGAUCACAAACAAGCAAUGCUGUUUUCAGAGGUAAAAUAGAAUCUUAAAGCAAGUCUGGGUGUUGGGCUAGGAAUCAGAAAUCAUAUGGAGUAACAUGCACCAUAUAAAUUAUUUUUGUGCUGCUCAAUAUUGAAAAAGUGAACUGAAUUUGAAGCAUAACCAUUUAAAGACAUGCGACACUGUGUGGUAUCACACAUUCAUGUAAAUGUAUCUUUUCAAAUCAUUGUGAGAAGAGAAUUCCCCUACUGGACAGUAAUCAAUUGACUGUUAAAUCUUUUUUGAUUGACUUUCAACAAUCUUAAUUUGAAAUGGGACACAUCUGAAUAUUCACCGGUUACAGUCUAGAUAUCCUGUUAAAUGUAGUGUGUGUGUUUUUUUUUUGUUUUUUUUAACAAAGCAAGCCAGUCUGAUUUUACAGAUGGCAGAAUGAGGUUUUGGCUUGAUGGAAAUGUGAGGAUCCAUGGCCAGGAUCCCUCGUUCCCCUGGUUUAAGACUUAUGUUAGCGGUUUAUUUUUUGGGAUAUCACUACACAUAUAGGGGCAGAUGCAUGGGCCCAUAUGAAACCUACUCCAGGUCUCAAAAAGCACUUUCAAUUGAAACAUUGAGGAUGUUUAUUAUUAGAGUAGGUUUAAUCAGGGUCUGUGCAACCAUCCCAUAAAUGUGCAUUUUAUACAGAGUGUAGUCCUUUUAAAUCUGUAAAAACUGUCUACUCUAAGUAGAUUGCACCAUCUGGACACUAUUUAUUAUACAGUCUAUGACAGUGGAAGGUUAUUUUAGGUUUUCUUUUAUGAUAAAUCUGCUGUCCUAGUGUCUGCUUUGCCCUUCAUUUUCACUACCUGAAUUCUAAUCAUAUUCUUAUGAUGUGUAUGUCCUCUGGACAUUUUGUACUCUUUUAAAACUUUUGUAAUUCAUAUUUCUUUGUAGCCUAAAGGAGUAAAAUGUAAGAUUAUUGGAGAUAAUCAAGUACAGUAUGUUCCAGUUUAAUGAUUUUUUUGGUUCCACAUUGCAUCAUGAGUGCCCACACCCCACCCUUGGUUUCUCGAGUCAAAAUGUGUUUUUGCAGAUUGCAUUGAUCUGUUGUAAUUUGAACCAGAUCUGAAAAAAAAGUCCAGAAUAAAAUAUAUUUUGAUAUUAA
Messenger RNA from Salvelinus sp. IW2-2015, 4326 nucleotides. It is a transcript of the gene tbl1xr1a, whose product is annotated as TBL1X/Y related 1a. The record is from RefSeq and is a predicted model, not a curated record. Gene Ontology annotation, molecular function: transcription corepressor activity; protein binding. Gene Ontology annotation, biological process: regulation of transcription by RNA polymerase II. Lineage: Eukaryota; Metazoa; Chordata; Actinopteri; Salmoniformes; Salmonidae. Gene Ontology annotation, cellular component: histone deacetylase complex.